Hippocampus comes (tiger tail seahorse) is the source of this 3589-nucleotide messenger RNA. It is a transcript of the gene agpat3, whose product is annotated as 1-acylglycerol-3-phosphate O-acyltransferase 3. Bases 481 to 1614 code for a protein of 377 amino acids. The record is from RefSeq and is a predicted model, not a curated record. Gene Ontology annotation, cellular component: endoplasmic reticulum; endomembrane system. Lineage: Eukaryota; Metazoa; Chordata; Actinopteri; Syngnathiformes; Syngnathidae. The transcript is spliced from 10 exons. Gene Ontology annotation, molecular function: 1-acylglycerol-3-phosphate O-acyltransferase activity.
AAGGAUUAACGUCGUCUACUGUGCUAGUUGAGCAACUACAUUUUUUCUAAUUGUCGCGUAGUGACUACAGUUGAAGAGGCAGGUGUGUUGCAGAGGGGGGGUGGUAGUCCGGACUAACCGGAUGGACAUCUUCAGAGGGGGGCUUUGAGGAAAUGUGGCGCUUUAACCGACAAACAAUAGUGCUCUUGAAAAUCGCAUGACCUCAAGUCAUCUUUGUACCGUCUCUGUUAAGCCACGUUGUGUAGAUAGAGGGGGCUCUGUAAAGGGGGCGGUAUUUUUUAUUUUUUUAACAAUCUCACGAGGCCCCGAACCUGCGGCCGACGUUUAUCGAAUCUACUGGGCUUUCACUCCCAAGUGAUCCAUUUGCAGGACUGUAGUAUUGGCCGAAGGACCGUGCAAACGAGGCUUGUAAAAGGAUACCACCGUGGUUGGUCAUCGUGUAUAGAGAGGAGCCCCCUCAGCUCCCUGGGCUUCUCAAGCAUGGCUCUCCUGGCUUACAUCAAGAGCCUGUUCAUUCUUCAAUUGUUGAUGGGCUUUGUAUUUGUGGUGAGCGGCCUCAUCAUAAACUUCAUCCAGCUGUGCACGUGCAUCAUCUGGCCAAUCAACAAGCAGCUCUAUCGCCGAAUCAACUGCCGGCUCGCGUACUCUCUCUGGAGCCAGCUGGUGAUGCUGCUAGAGUGGUGGUCCGGCACAGAGUGCACUUUGUAUACGGACCAGGCUACGGUGGACAAAUUUGGCAAAGAACAUGUCAUCAUCAUUCUCAACCACAACUAUGAGAUUGACUUCCUGUGUGGCUGGACCAUGUGUGAACGAUAUGGUGUCCUGGGGAGUUCAAAAGUCCUAGCUAAACAUGAGCUACUGAAAGUUCCUCUGAUUGGCUGGACCUGGUACUUCUUAGAAAUAGUUUUUUGCAAGCGGAAGUGGGAAGAGGACCGGAAAACUGUCUUCAGCGGAUUGGACAGGCUUAAAGACUAUCCUGAACAUAUGUGGUUCCUGCUGUAUUGUGAAGGGACCCGCUUUACAGAGAAGAAGCACCAGAUAAGCAUGCAGGUCGCAGAGAGUAAAGGCCUGCCCAAGCUCAAAUAUCACCUUCUACCACGCACCAAAGGGUUUACCACCACCCUGCAGUGUCUCAAGGGCACAGUGACUGCCGUUUAUGACGUGACACUCAACUUCAAAGAUAAGCAGACACCCACUCUCCUGGGCAUUGUCAAUGGCAAGAAAUACAAAGCAGACAUGAGCGUAAGACGUUUCCCUGUGGAAGAGAUUCCAGCUGAUGAAGCCGAGUGUGCCAACUGGCUGCAUAAGCUCUACCAGGAGAAGGAUGCCUUACAGGAGACCUACAGCAAGGAAGGCAAAUUCCCGGGGCCCACAGUAAUCCCUCCUCGCCGUCCGUGGACGCUGCUCAACUUCCUGUUCUGGGCCACGCUGCUGCUUUCGCCACUUAUCAAGUUUGCGUGUGGGGUGGCAGUCAGUGGCUCCCCGCUUCUCAUCAUUGGCUUCAUCAUCUUUCUCAUCAUAGCCUCCAUUGCGAUCCGCCGCCUGAUCGGCGUCACCGAGGUCAAGAAGACAGGCUCCAGUUACGGCGACCAAGAGACCAAGAAACAAAACUAAAGACGCGUCACCCCGGACCGACUCCCACUCUCCUCCUACCGUCCAUUCGGCCGCUCGGUCGGGGAGGAGACCCAGCUGCGAAACCACAAUAGAGAGCAGACUUAGAAGCCGUAAUGAGUAAGAGCACUAGGGGUCCACAAGACAUGAGGGAGGAGAAGGAGGAGGGGUGGGGGAGGGGGGUGCUGUACUGCAUCUUAAAACAACUAGUGACCCACUUUCCACAGCCAAGCCCCGUUAAUCCCGCCAAUCUUAAACCUCUCACCUCUCACCUCUUAACCUACCUGCAGUCAUAUGGAAGGCCACAAACAUAGCCUGCGUCCUGCUUUGCACUACCUCCCUACCAAACCACAUUUCCUGUCUGUCGUCACCCAAUUAGGGAGUGGCGAUGUAGUCCAGGUCAGAACAGGGCCCUCCAUCCGCGUGCACCCCCAACCCUCCAAGUCCCCCUUUCAUGCACCCGCUUUCCUUUUUUAAAGCAAAAACUUCCCCAAACCAUGGAAAUAUGACCGUUCACCUUACGCCGGUGAGGACCAUGCGCUUAGAUACGCAAAUGUAGAAUGGAAACAGCUUGAUGAGCUAAAGUGUGCCAUGUCAAAACUGGUAGGCGGGGUCCUGAGUUUACCACGGAGCUGGGAUUCCAGGUUUGGAAUGGUGCACUAUGCACUAGUUUAAAGAAUACGGGACCCAACAAGGCACACUCAGUUACCACCAUACAUUUGAUUCAUUUGAUUAUUUUAUAUUCAUGGCCUAGAAGUGUUUUUCAUACAAUUGUUCACUGUAAUUACUGCAUUAACAUAGCUUUGAUGGACUACGAGGUAUUCUGACUCGCAAACCCAGGACCACUCCCACCUUUAGUUUCUGGAAGCUUCCCCUAAGGAGUGCACUGUGUCAUGUGCUGAGUUCAGAAGGACACAAAUCAAGUGUAACCCUCGUCAAGCCUCCAAUGUCACUCAGUCCCCUUUUGAUUGACUCGUGUGAUCAUGCCAACCUGAUCCUGGUGUUUGUCUUCAAUAAGGGCUGUGCAUGUGCGAGCUAUCAUACCUGACAUACAGCUCUGGAAAAAAAAAAAAAAAAAACGCUGAAACUUUUAUCCAAAAAAAAAAAUGUUCAUUUCCCUUUCAUGUUGUCAGUCGCUUAUAGAAUGAAACAAAAAUGUUCAUUUUGCUUUAGUGAUAUUAUCUUCAAACUGUUUAAUGCCACUCCUGGUUUGUUUAUUGUCAAACUAAACAUCAAACAAAGAGAAUUACCUUGUGUAUUUAAAACUUCCCCUUAGCUUUGCUUUCAUAAGCACUAACAAAUAAUGCACUACGCCAUAGAAAGGCUAACCAGUCGCUUAGGUGCUGUCGUGUUAGAACCCCUUAAGCAAAGGAUAUUUGAACACAAAAUGCUGGAGCCAUACAUAUAGACAGACAAUAUAACAAUACUGAAAGGCAUAUAUUCUUUAUCCUUGGCAACAAACUUGAGUCACUUGUGAAACUUUUCAUUUGUGUACCUGUCUAUUAUAGUGCCUCCAGGUGGCCAAGGCAUGCACAGCAGUAGGAGCGGUACAAUGUCCAAUGAAUUGAAGCAAAAACCAUGGCAAAAACUCUUUAGUUACAUUCUAUAUGGUUGUAUGAAUACAAUACUAUGGAGUGCUAUUUUUUUUAUCCAUUUUAAUAUGGAAAGAUGAAUUAAGCUAAAGUGGUUUGAGUUAUAAAGCAAAUUCACGUAAGGCACCACUCGACAUAUCAAUUAUUUUGCAGUGGUCUCACAACACAAAAAAAUAUUUAAAAAAAAAUCUGACAUGCAUCUUUUUUUUUGUGCAGAUUCCGAAUCUGACCUUUUUUUUUCUCAAGCACAUCAUAAUAUCUGCAAUAUUUCUGAAUUAAGAGUUAGGUUUAGCAACAGGUGGAUUUUUUUUUUCUUUUGCAACGUCAUAGCUAAAAAUGACAACGCAUGUUUAAAAUCUGUAUUAGGCUACCUUUUAUAGGUUGAA